UAACACUAGAAGAUCAGGAGGACUGAGUGCUGAACCUAGUCCUGCUCCUUCUAGAACAGCUUCAAGAUCUGGUACCCUUCAAAGACAACCGUCUUUACCUGCCAGCAUUCAACCGGUCAGCUUGCAGCCGGUAACCCAGCCCGGUCAUCCUAUGGCAGGUCGACCUCUUCCUCCUCCUCCUCCAGUCCCAGUUCAGACAGGUACCCCUCCUCCAAUACUACCGAAGAAAUCUGCAUCUCUGGCCCAAAUGUCAACUUUAAACAGACCCAGGCCUACACCACAGAGUAUUCCUAUGCCGGGUGCUGGUCGACCCACAGCUACAGGAGGAGUAGGGGGAGCCGGUGAACACAGCAGAACCGGUUCUACCAGGGAACAGUGGACCAGUCCUAAUAUGGCGUAUCCGAAGAAAAUAUCCAACUCAUCCCAGUAUCCCUCAAUGUAUCCGGCCCAGGGAUCAAUGUAUCCAAAAUCCAGCAAUGGAUAUUCAAGUAACAAUAAUGGAUAUCCAAGUAAUAAUAAUAUAUAUCCAAACAAAGCAAGCGGAUAUCCCGGAGGUAGGAUAUAUCCACAGACCAAGUAUCCGCCCAACCAACAGUAUCCACUAACAAGUGCCAGUCCCUCCUACCCAACAGCCCAGCAGAUCACUAACGCAGCCUAUCCUGGCUCCUCACUACAACUUGCAGGUUUCCCAGCUCAAACCAGUUAUCCAAGUUUUGGCGGGAAUCUAGAUAUGCCACGUGGUGAGGUGCCCCCAGGCGGAACUGGAGACUGGAAUGGGAAUGGUUGGACAGCAGGAGGACCUUCUAAUUAUCAUGAAGACAUCUCAUUUCCAUCUCAGCCCUCGGAAGACUAUCCCCCAGGAGGAACAGGAGCUAAAGGUUCCAGAAGAAGUUCUAGGGGUGUAACCAAAGGAAGAUUUGCUAACAGGGUUAAUCGAUCCUCCUCAUUGCAUGACUUGGCAAGAGCAAGAUUAGACCCUAGCAUGGAGUCAUCGGAAGGAGUUCGUUGGAGAGACGAGAUGUCCAAUGUUCCUGGUUAUCCAAAUCCAUCCCUCGGGUUCCAAAGAGCAACCUCCACGAAGAGUUUGCACAUGUUGGGUGGUGGUGGUGGAGAUGGAAGACUGUGGAACAACAACAACAACAAUAUGUGGUCAAACAACAAUCUACCCUUUAAUAUUCAGCAUGGACAAUUUCCUUCAAUAGUUCCAGGUUGGGGUGGAAUGCCAGGCAUGCCAGGCAUGCUGGGAGUUGGGGGAGUUAGUUUGAACCGGAGCAUGCAUGAGCUAAACAAGGCAUACUUACGUUCCUCCUCCCCUAGUGAAAGCCAGAAAUCCUCAAGAUCUAAGAAAUCAAACCGUUCUAACAAAUCCGGGAACUCUAGACGAUCAAAAUCCAUCAGACAUAAGGAAAGAACAAGACACAACUCUAGCAGCCAGUCUAGGAAUGCCUCUAGAAACGCCUCCAGGAACUCGAAGAAAACACGUGGAGACCGGGAUAGAUCUGCUUCAACAGAUUCGGAGGAUUUUUUCACAGGAGAAUCAGAUGAAGAAUUUGUUUCAUUAUCUUCACACAGUGACAAGUCCCCCAGGGCGUCCUGGACUUGUGAGCACUGUACGUACAUGAACAACCCUGGUGUACGGGUAUGUACAAUGUGCAGCAGAACAACUAAACUAGCUCUUAGAGAUGAGAAACCUGGAAAGAAAGAAAAAGUCCGGAAACUCCGGAAGAAGUUUGACAGUUCAGAUUCGGAGCUAGAAAGAAAAGAGAAGAGAAGAGAGGAAGUGGGGAAAAAGGAGAGAAGAAGAGAUGAGGGAGAUAAGAAGGAGAAGAGAAGGGAGAAGAAAAACUACUCGGAAAGUGAAAGUGAAGAGGAGAAGGGAAGGAGAAGGAGAGAGAAAGAAAAAGAAAAGAAAGGGAAGAAGAAACUUAGUGAAAGUAAUGAGAGUGAUAUUGAUGAUGCUAUUGCUACCUACUAUGCUGUGAGAAUGGAUAAAAAUAAGGGCAUGAGUAUGAACCCUGUGUACGCCGAUUCUUCUAGUGAGUCUACAGGAAACGUCAAAUCUACAAAAAGACCAAACCCUGAUGCACCAGCCCCUGCUAAGGGAAUUCUCAAAAAAGCUUCCUCCAAUCCCUCAUUGAACAAAUUGGAGGCAGGAUCAGAAAUGGGAGGACCCAUUUCGGAGGCAGGAGGCACAAUUUCGGAGGUUGGAUAUAUAACUAAUAAGCUGACCGAAAGGUUAAAAGCUCGAGGAGCCCUCAUGUCGCCAAAACCAAAGGAGGAGAGUAGGUGGGUUGAGGAGAACUGGACGAGGCAGAAGGAAGAGUUGAAGGCCUGGGCACAGAACCAGGGAAACCAGUCCUAUCGAUCAGAGCAUAUCCCCCAGCACGGACAUUUGGAUAGUGGAGUAGAGGACAGAUUGGAUGGUAGAAUGGAUGGUAGAAUGGAAGGGUAUUUAGAGGGUCGAUUGGAUGAAAGAAUGGAAGGAAGAAUGGAGGGGAAAAUGUACAGAACUUUGUCAGGACAUUCCUUGGCAGAGCCUGAGCUUAUGGCACAAAACUUUGCCCGAAGAGGUUUAGAGCAGGUAAAUGGAAAACGAAACUUUCGGUCUAAACGGUUCUCCCGGAACCUUGAACCAAGCUUGAAGCGAGCACAAUCCUUUCACAUGGAUCAAAGACUGGAUGGAGAAAACUGGAUGGAUCAACAAAGGAGGACAUUUUACCGCGCUAACAGUAAGAACUCGAUAAACUCUGAGCACAUGGGUGGUCCAGCUGAGAGCUAUUUGGCCGGUCAAACAGACAGCUCAGAUGUUGAGGAACCGGUGACAUUCAUGUCAACUGUCACAAGCUCCACCAGAGGGCCAGGAGGUAUUGGAAGUUAUCUUUCCCGUCGGGAGUUUGGUAGCAAUGAAGUCCAACCAGGGCCUGAUAGUGGCUAUGUUAGCCAUAGUAGUGGAGGAGGCUACCCUAAACUACAGGUUCAGAACAAGAAUACAAUCAAAUCCUUCACAUUAUCCAUGGACAGAGGUUUCCUUGGUGCUCCACCUCCAAAUCUCAAGUCCGGUAUGUCCGGUAGUAUAUCUGACUUUGCGAGAUUCCGAUCCAUGGAAGAUUUGACAGUUGGAAAGAAAGAAUCAAAUUCUAGUAUACAGCUUGUCCAAAUUCUUAGGGAUGCCGAGGAGUUUGGAUUCUCUUCAAUUGAUAUUCAGGUAGCAGCAGUACACUGUGGAGCUGGUAACCCCGUGGACUGGUUGAAUGAGAACUGGGGAAACAUGAUUGAAACUGUGAUGACUUUGGCCAGCAAUGUGGGACAUGAAGCUGAGGAGAAUACUGUAGGAACUAUCUCCAAAUUGGAGGCUCGUGAGGCACUGAGGGCCAACAAAGGAAACAUAUGGGUGGCGGUGACAGACUGUGUGGAGACCCGGCAGAAGAAGUAUGAUGAUUUAAUGAGCCGGGGUAAGUUCUCCAGAGAGGAUGUUGUAACCAUGCUAACUGCUCAUCAGGGUGAUACUGAAGCUGCAUUCCAGGAGCUGAAUAAAUCUCAACUGAAGACAUUUCUGCAGAGAAUCCGUGCCGGACCCCAGGAGGCUCCAACAAACCAAGAAGAGCUUGAAGAUUUUGAGGAUGCAACAUCAGAAGCAGAGAUUGAAGAACCUGAACAUAAAGCUGAAGUAGAUCAAGAAGAGGAAGAGGAGAAGGUUGUUCAACAAAUUGUUCAUGAAGUUGUCUCACCAGAACAAUUACAGCUGGAGAGGCAAGUGCGCAGACUCCUAGCAGAACAGAAGGUUAAAUCCUUUCAACAAGGGGAGAUCAUUCUCAGAUUGAUAGAUGAAGGGUUCCCUGAAGAUGAAUGUUUACUAGCAGCUGAACAAGCUUCUAAAGCAGCUGAUACUGAAGGAACAGCUGAAGAUCUAAAUGCUGUCGCAGACUUUAACACUGCUCUAAAUCUACUAAAGCGUGAUUGCGAGUUAUGUGCCACGCAAAUGAACAUAAAACAGAUUGUUCGUAUGGUUGCUUGUGAACACUGUUGUUGUUCAACAUGUGCCACAAACUUCUUCUCAAUCCUAAUCAAGGAUAAAAACAUCUCACAGGCAGUAUGUCCGUUCUGUGCAGAGCCUAGUGAUCUUCAAGAUGAUGAUGUUGCACUUGAGUAUUUUGCAAAACUAGAUAUACUGCUUAAGGAUAUACUGGAGAAGGAUAUUCAUGAUCUGUUCCAAAGAAAGCUCCGAGAUAGAACAUUAGCGAAGGAUCCAAAUUUUAAAUGGUGCUACAAGUGUCCGUUUGGUUUCCUAGCAGAUCCUAAGAACAAGAAGUUAGUGUGUCCCGACUGCCGAGCUAUGAGCUGCGCUAAAUGCCUGGCACCCUGGGAACCAACCCACGAGGGUAUCACGUGCCAAGACUUUGCCAGAUGGAAGGAAGAGAAUGAUCCUGAUCAUCAAGCAGCAGGACUCGAACAGCAUCUAGCUCAACAUGGUAUUUCUUGUCCUGCUUGUAACUUCAGAUAUACACUUACUAAAGGAGGAUGCAUGCACUUCACAUGUACACAGUGUAAGUUUGAAUUCUGUAUUGGAUGUAAGCGCCCCUUUAAACUGGGGACAAGGUGUGGGAAGGAUCCAGGGUGUGCUAAACUAGGAUUACACGCACACCAUCCCAGGAACUGUUUAUUCUACCUGAGGGAUAAGGAACCAGAGGAUCUUAGGAAAUUACUCAAGGUCCAGUUCUUUAAAUACAUCCUUAUAUCUAUUUACUUAUCAACUCAAUAAUUUAGCAAUUUUUUC
This is a messenger RNA of Eurytemora carolleeae, 4774 nucleotides long. RefSeq lists its product as uncharacterized. Lineage: Eukaryota; Metazoa; Arthropoda; Copepoda; Calanoida; Temoridae. Gene Ontology annotation, molecular function: K63-linked polyubiquitin modification-dependent protein binding; zinc ion binding; K48-linked polyubiquitin modification-dependent protein binding. The transcript is spliced from 44 exons. Gene Ontology annotation, biological process: protein linear polyubiquitination. The record is from RefSeq and is a predicted model, not a curated record. Gene Ontology annotation, cellular component: LUBAC complex. Bases 152 to 4759 code for a protein of 1535 amino acids.